Molecule: messenger RNA, 1208 nt
Organism: Carya illinoinensis
Lineage: Eukaryota; Viridiplantae; Streptophyta; Magnoliopsida; Fagales; Juglandaceae
Product: protein PHOSPHATE-INDUCED 1-like
Exons: 1
Coding region: 99-1055 (318 amino acids)
Source: RefSeq, a predicted model, not a curated record
UUCUCCACAUCUCAACUCCGCAUAGCUCUCUCUCAAUUCUUACCUCAUUUUCUACAGUUGCUAACCCUGCCUCGGAUAUUUCAGUCCAUAAAUUUAUAAUGGCUUCUUCAGUUUGCACCAAUCUAUUAUUUCAACUACUCCUGGUCAUCUCCCUAUUGCAUUUCUGCUUGGCGGCGAGGAGACUCGUUGAGUCAGAUGAAACCCAAAACACACUGCUUUUCCAAUAUCACAAUGGCCCUCUUCUUACUGGCCAAAUUUCUAUAAAUCUGAUAUGGUAUGGCAAAUUUAAGCCAUCUCAACGAGCCAUCAUCUCAGAUUUCAUUACCUCCCUUUCUACUUCCAAUCCCACGACGGCGCAACCGUCCGUUUCCAAGUGGUGGAAAACCACCGAAAAAUACUACCACCUCGUUAACACCAAGAAGCCUUCCGGUCUUGUCUUCUCAUUGGGUACCCAGAUGGUCGAUGAGAGCUACUAUCUGGGUAAAUCACUCUCGAAUAAGCAAAUAGUUGAGUUGGCAUCGAAGGGAGGCCAGCAAAAUGCCAUUAACGUGGUUCUGACCUCAGCGGACGUGACCGUGGAAGGGUUCUGCUCCAGCAAAUGCGGUACUCAUGGAUCUUCCGAGGGGGCAUCCGUGAAGGGUAAGACCUACAGGUUUGCUUACAUUUGGGUUGGCAAUUCGGAGACUCAGUGCCCGGGACAAUGCGCGUGGCCAUUCCACCAGCCCAUCUACGGGCCCCAGAGCCCACCUUUGGUUGCUCCCAACAACGACGUGGGUCUGGACGGCAUGGUCAUCAACCUGGCUAGCCUUUUAGCCGGUACAGCCACCAACCCUUUCCGUAAUGGCUACUUCCAGGGUCCAAAGGCGGCGCCACUCGAAGCUGCGUCGGCUUGUCCUGGUGUGUAUGGCAAGGGAGCCUACCCCGGCUAUGCUGGGGACCUUUUAUCGGACCCCACAACUGGUGCUAGCUAUAAUGCAAAUGGUGCUAAUGGAAGGAGAUACUUGCUUCCAGCUCUGUUCGACCCCCUUACCAAAACCUGUUCCACUCUGGUCUAAUAGAAGAUCCUGUAACGUGCAAAAAUGUAGCCCAUUAAUGUAUACAUGAUAGUGGACCGUAGAAAAUAGAGAUAAGAAAGAGAUUUGAUUGUUUAAUUCAUUAUUUAUUUUGUAAUCCCAUGAAAUGAUAAAACUUUCCAUUAAAUUUAUUUA